CGGCGCAGCAGACGCGCUGUCGGUCUAUUACUUGGCGAUUGGUUUUCAAUUGAAAGAAACAAACUUCAUAGUAGUCGUGAACGGAGCAUGGGGCAACGUGCCGUUACUGACGGACACAUCAUCACAGGGCACAAGGGGUGGUGGGAUGGACAUGCGAGUGGUACUUUUGCAACUUGUGUGCGCUUUGCCUUGGGAGUCGGGGGCAACUCCCAUUUCUCCAUGCGCUGAGACGACUGUGCGUGAUCUGGUGUAAUGGACCAGGACACCAGGCAAAGGAGGGAGGGUGUUGUUUGGGUGAUGAUGGUCAUAGCGGUGGCUGUUGCGAAGGAGCAACCAGGCGGGCGUUUGGGUUGCCUUGAAACAAUGAGGCGGCGUGUGAAAUACAGUAGUAUCAGGCCGCGCGAUCAGCCCGGUCGGCCAGUCGCGCUGACGCGCGCGCGUGUGUGCUUGACGAAGGUGUACGGUGCGGCACGGCACUCCACUCCACUCAUUGCGGUCAGUGGCCCUAGCUCCUGUUGCCACGGACCCAGACCGCUCAGUCCGAGUGGCCAGGCGCCCAGCGUUUCGGGCAAGCAGGAGUGAGCGCCAGGGCGCCAGGACAGCAGACUUGCAGUGCAGUUGUGGAUGAACAGCCGAUCAGCCGAGGGGCGAGGGCAACAUCAGGCAUGAUCACAACGGAUCACAACUCUGUUAUAGAUGUCCAGCGCAGUCAAAUGCAGGAUGCACGGUACAGCAUGCAGGGCCGGUGUAUUGCUAUUUGAUUGACGUAGGGCCUUUACGUGAGGGCGCAAUCCUUUGAAUCUGGGGCGGAACCAAGGGCCGUGCCGCAGUACGUGCAGGUCUGCCCGGAUGGCACGCCCCCGGAAAGUCUAAGAG
This is a messenger RNA of Chlamydomonas reinhardtii, 876 nucleotides long. RefSeq lists its product as uncharacterized. NCBI's taxonomy places the organism in Eukaryota, Viridiplantae, Chlorophyta, Chlorophyceae, Chlamydomonadales, Chlamydomonadaceae. The record is from RefSeq and is a predicted model, not a curated record. The transcript has a single exon. The coding region runs from base 364 to 582 and encodes 72 amino acids.